ACAGGGAAGCCGCUCCUCUCUUCUUUUCUCCGCUUCGGCUGCCCAGAGCUUGUUCUCCUCCCAGCGCGACAGGACCGCUGGCAAGAAUCGGAAGGAGGAUGGCCGCUUUCAGCCUUGGCCUCUUGAUCUGCCUGGUGCUUGUACCCUUCAAGGCCGAUGCCCAAGCUGGCCCCUGUCCCGGUGGCUGGCUCUCCUACAACGGCCACUGCUAUGGUUACUUUGAGCAGGAGGUGAACUGGCAACAGGCUGAGACCUUCUGCCAAAGCCACAACGGCCACCUGGCCUCCAUCCAGACCCGCGAAGAGCACCAAGCCGUGGCCAACUUCCUGACAAAGGCUCAAUGGUGGGAGCACGAAGACGUCUGGCUGGGACUCUUCCUCCCAUCCAAUAGCCGAACCUGGGCUUGGGUGGACGGCAGCCCCGUGGGCUACACCGCCUGGGAAAAGCAUUACCGUCGCUCCUGGAAGACGUGUGCUGCCCUGGAUGACUCUUAUGGGUUCAUGCUGUGGGAUGACGACUCCUGCUACGACCGGAACCCCUUCCUCUGCAAGAGCUUGGCAGCGGCUGCCCCCACCCAGGCCCCGGAGGGAGGCCAGGCUGGCCAGCCCUGAAUCUGCUUCUUCCCCCCCCCACCCCGCCCCGCCCCACCCUGGCCAAAGCCCAGAGCCCCUCCUGCCACCCCCUCCCUCUAUCCAUCCUCCCUUCCCCACCAAAGCUUCUGCAGCAUCUCACAAUAAACACCUUUGAGCAAAG
Molecule: messenger RNA, 753 nt
Organism: Ahaetulla prasina
Lineage: Eukaryota; Metazoa; Chordata; Lepidosauria; Squamata; Colubridae
Product: rheacalcin-1-like
Exons: 6
Coding region: 99-611 (170 amino acids)
Molecular function (GO): signaling receptor activity
Source: RefSeq, a predicted model, not a curated record